AUUUUGCUCGAGGGCACGGCCUAAGCAGGCCGGAUGAGGCCAUGUUAAUGCGGGGCAGUCCCAUCUCUGCGUGACAGCGAGGUGCUGGAAGAGCAGAACGGAUAAGAGAAGAGGAGGUGAGAGGAGCUGUAGUUGUACACCGCAAGAGGCACUGAGGGAUUCGGGAUGACGAGAUGAAGCCGUCAGUGUCCCCGGAAACGAAGCGGCCCCAGACGAAUUUCUGAGUCACCGUCGCGAGAAAGCAGGCUGAGCCGCCAUCUUGAAGCCUGGCAAAUCUAAGCAAGAAAUGCUGUUGUGUUGGAUCUUUGCCAGCGUUGUUGCUGAAUGUGGGAGCAGGUUGGAGGGAGAGAGAAUCCAUAUACACUAUGGGCUAAUUAAGCCCAGUCGUCUGCCAUGUUGUUAACAGGCACCGAUUUCCUCCAUUUUUGUCGAAGACGUUUAUUGUGGGUGAGGGACGUCAGGUCACUUGCCUUAGUUUACCGUAUUCAUUAAUGAGCAUUGAGGGCUGCCAUUAUUGUUAGGGGCAAAUGGAAAUACCUAGGCACGAAAACUAAAGCCUGCCUUUCGCCAUUUUUCUUAUGGGCACGCUGCUGUCGCGAUUGCUCACUAGUUCCGACGAAGCCCCUGUGGCCGCCAUCUUGAUCUCGGGCGGCCCGGAUAAGGGAGGCGGAGUAUGCGAAGAGGAGGCGGGGUAACUACACGGACGUGACGCAAGGCGCCGCCAUGUCUUUUGAGGGCGGCGACGGCGCCGGGCCGGCCAUGCUGGCUACGGGCACGGCGCGGAUGGCAUCGGGGCGUCCCGAGGAGCUGUGGGAGGCCGUGGUGGGGGCCGCUGAACGCUUCCGGGCCCGGACUGGCACGGAGCUGGUGCUGCUGACCGCGGCCCCGCCGCCACCGCCCCGCCCGGGUCCCUGUGCCUAUGCUGCCCACGGCCGAGGAGCGCUGGCAGAGGCGGCGCGCCGCUGCCUCCACGACAUCGCGCUGGCGCACAGGGCUGCCGCCGCCGCCCGGCCUCCCGCACCCCCACCGGCACCACAGCCACCCGACCCCACACCCAGCCCGCCCCAGCCUGCCCUGGCCAGGGAGGACAACGAGGAGGAUGAGGAUGAGCCCACAGAGACAGAGACCUCCGGGGAGCGGCUGGACGUCGGCGAUAACGGAGGGCUCUUCGUGAUGGAUGAGGACGCCACCCUCCAGGACCUUCCCCCCUUCUGUGAGUCGGACCCCGAGAGCACAGACGAUGGCAGCCUGAGCGAGGAGACCCCCGCGGGCCCCCCCACCUGCUCAGUCCCCCCGGCCUCAGCCCUGCCCGCACAGCAGUACGCCAAGUCCCUGCCUGUGUCCGUGCCCGUCUGGGCCUUCAGGGAGAAGACGACAGAGGCACGGUCAUCCGACGAGGAGAAUGGGCCGCCCUCCUCGCCCGACCUGGACCGUAUCGCGGCGAGCAUGCGCGCGCUGGUGUUGCGGGAGGCCGAGGACACCCAGGUCUUCGGGGACCUGCCACGGCCGCGGCUUAACACCAGCGACUUCCAGAAGCUGAAGCGGAAAUACUGAGGCCCGGGGCAGGAACGUCCCGGGCCGCGUCCGCCCCGCCCCACACUUCCCCGCCCCAUGCCCGGGGCCCGCCAAGCCGAGGCCGAUCUGGGAGCCCCCCCACCCCCAGGAUUGACCCGUCUCUGCCAAUCCCCGCUGCCCUUCCGGCCUGCGACUUCCAGCGCCGAGGAGCGGGAUAUGUCCCUUUUCUCGAUUGCAUCUGUCGCCUCUCUCUGCCCAGCGACAGAUUCCUUCUAUUAAGGGAUUGGCUCGCUCCGUUCUAAUCCCUAAACGGGUCAACUCCGUUGUUUUCUGCCUAGCGACAAGGCCUUUGCUCGCACGGCAUUGGCUCCAUCCCCUAGUCGCUGAGCAGCUCUUUUUUUUUUUUCGUUGGCUCGGAUCUUGUAAAGGGCUUGAGUUCUCCCUCCUGAUUAGCUCCAGCUCCCUAGGGGCGUGGCCAAGCCCUCCUGUUCCCCAAAUUGGCCUGGGGCCUUCGAUUUACGUUCUUCACACUACUGGGGCUAGGGUGGUUUUUGCCCAAGUCCUGACAGCUUGUCCCCUGACCCCCUCAGGGAUGGCCCCAAACUGUCCCUGCGUCUGACACCCCCUUUCAUUGGUUCCAUCCAUCGCCACAACAGCCUGCCAAUCGAAGCCCGUCCCUGCAUCCAGGAUGGUACCAGCUCCCGACCCUCGCUCCCCACCUCCACAGGUGCCUUAAAGGGCCCUCGUCCACCCAAGGCGGGGGGCAGGGGGCCUCACUCUCCGGCCCUGGUGUUGGGGAGAGAGUGAGGGGUUGGGGGACCGGCAGUUGGGAAGGGCGCUCUGAGAUUAAAGAGUUUUACCUCUGACAGAUAAA
This is a messenger RNA of Saimiri boliviensis boliviensis (Bolivian squirrel monkey), 2389 nucleotides long. It is a transcript of the gene AKT1S1, whose product is annotated as AKT1 substrate 1. Lineage: Eukaryota; Metazoa; Chordata; Mammalia; Primates; Cebidae. Gene Ontology annotation, cellular component: cytoplasm. Gene Ontology annotation, biological process: negative regulation of protein kinase activity; negative regulation of TOR signaling; neurotrophin TRK receptor signaling pathway. The record is from RefSeq and is a predicted model, not a curated record.